AUGGAUGAUCAAGAUAUGCAUCGAGCAUAUGAUAAUGUUCGGAAAAAUCGAAAGUUACUGAGUAUAAAGACUCAUACAGAUAAUCCUAUCUUCGUUAAUGAAGAACGGGUACAUUUAAAUGUAUUAGUUUUAUUAGCUGAAGAAGAGGUAGAUAAAGUAAUUUUAGCACACUACAAUGCACGCUUCGGUUGUGGUGCUCGAGUUUUACAUCAUCAUUUAAGUAAGAUAAGUUUAUCAGUUAUACGAGUGCCUUUUGCAAGGUUAUUGACCUAUUUAGGUCAAAUAUACAACAAGGUAUCGGAAGCACGAAUUGCAAAAGUAAUCAAAGAAAAUGAUGAACGUGGUCGAAUGCGCCCAGUUUUUUCAAAUAAAGGUCCAAGCAAGCUUAUACAAGCGAAACAAGUAUUCGAACGCCUACAGGUCGAUCUAGUUGAUCUUUCCCGUCGGCCUGUUACGGAAAAUGGUAUUGAAUAUCGUUAUGUGCUUGUGGUCGUCGAUAUUUUCUCAAGAUAUUUAUUUCUACGUCCAUUGACCAGUAAAAGUUCAGCUGAAGUGACGAAUCAUCUGGAACAUAUUUUUCGUGAACAUGGAGUGCCAUGUAUUAUACAAACUGAUCAAGGAACUGAGUUUCAAGGCGUAUUCGAUGAACUAUGUAGCAAAAGAAAUAUUAGACAUUUACGAUCACGUGCGUAUCAUCCUGAAUCCCAAGGAAAAGUCGAACGUUUAAAUCGUUCUUGGAAGAAUAAAAUGUUUUAUGAUGUUCUAAUUAAUGGCAACACCGACUGGGUCACUAAUCUAUCUUCAUACUCCGAAUAG
This is a messenger RNA of Rotaria sp. Silwood1, 816 nucleotides long. Lineage: Eukaryota; Metazoa; Rotifera; Eurotatoria; Philodinida; Philodinidae. The record is from the annotation of a GenBank genome assembly.